AUGCAUUCUCUUCCAUUGCUUCUUUCCCUAGGCGGCCUUGGCCUUGCCUUACCUCAAGCCUCCAGCAACUACAGCAUCGUAUCCAUUCCAUACGAAUAUACAUAUCUCCUUCCUGAUGGAUUUACGGGCAACACGAACUACACCUUCGUCAACAGCACACACACGAGCAAUAGCUCGAUCAACGACCUCUUCUCCGCAGCCAAAGCCGCCCCGAUCAUCUCCUACGACCAAGAGUUCCUCGACCUCGUGGGCCCGAACCCAGAGAUUAAGCUCAUCGAAGAACGACCCGAAGGCCAUGACUUCGCCUACGAGAUGGGAGUCUGGGUGCCCGAACGCAAUUCUGUCUGGUUCACAUCCUCCGUCUCCGGCGACCGCAUCCCGCCCGCUCUCUACGAACUCGACUUGACCUCGAACAAAAUCAGCGAAAUCCAAACCAACCAACCCAUCACCAACCCAAAUGGCGGUUACUACUUCCAAGGCAAAGUCUGGAUCGCCACCUACCCCGACAACCAGACCUACUCCGGCGGCAUCGUCUCCGUGGACGUCAACACGCUGGAAGUUGAAACGGUCGUGAACUCCUACUUCGGCCUACGCUACAAUGGCGUGGACGAUAUCGUUUGGGCGACCACGCCAGAUAAUUGCAGCUACAUGUACUACACCGACCUCAACUUCGCCUAUCUGGGCUACGAGAAUCUCCCGCCCAUCCAACUCCCCGCCGCAGUGUACAGAUGGGACCCACAGAACCGCGUCGUCUUGCCCGUUAUUUCGAGGAAUCAAAUCAACCCCAAUGGCGUGCGCGUGAGUCCUGACAUGAAGACGUUGUACGUCACGGACUCGACCGCAACUUUUGCCGAAGCUGGACCGUACUCGCCGGCUUCAGGGCCGGGCGAUACGUUUUGGUUGGGUCCGUACGUGUGGGCUUGGGAUUUGAAUGAGAGGGGGUUGCCGGUGAACCGACGGUUGUUUGCGCAGGUGAGGCAGGGGAUUGCGGAUGGGAUUCAUGUUGAUGAUGCUGGGAAUGUGUGGACUGGCGAGUACGAAGGCGCUGUAGUGCGGAACCCGGCCGGGAAGACGAUUGGAGUGUUCAACUCGCAGUACUUCCAGGCGGAUAAGGAUGCAGGGACACAGUUGGGCUUUGCCAAUUUUGCGAUUGCUGGCGAUACGUUGGUGGUGUUAUCGACGACGAGGUUGUGGACAGUCAAGCUGGCGAAGACGGUCGUUGCUAGGGAUAGCCCGAUCGUGAACUGA
Saxophila tyrrhenica is the source of this 1248-nucleotide messenger RNA. RefSeq lists its product as uncharacterized. The transcript has 2 exons. Lineage: Eukaryota; Fungi; Ascomycota; Dothideomycetes; Mycosphaerellales; Extremaceae. Bases 1 to 1248 code for a protein of 415 amino acids. The record is from RefSeq and is a predicted model, not a curated record.